CAGUUCCCAGUUCUCAGUUGUCGUAUUCCAGUUGAGAAUUUCCACUCGCAAACAUGUCCGGGGAAAGCAAGUUCGAUGCGUACAGUGAGGCCUCGCGGAUGGCCGCAGCGUUCAACGAGUUCGCUGACCACCUGAUUGUGGCCGAGUUCCUGCCCCACAACGAUCGGGUGGCGUACCUCAACCUGCGCACCCUGGAGCAGGAGAUCUACUGCGUCGAGCUGAGCUAUGCCGGCUUCCGGAUCGUGGGCUACGACUUUGACCUCAUCGAGGACGAAGUCAGCAACUGCGACUGGGUCUACGUGUCCGCCCACCGCCUGCUUGCCGCGAUCAGUCCGCUCUACGCGGAGGUGGCGGAGAGUCGCCGUCGCCUGAACAGCGGCAAGGGCGUGGCCCGCUGAGUGUCUGCUAAAUUUCUGUCUGUUAAUUGCUGCCAAAAGUGAUAAUUAAACGGCUGUCCCAAAACAGCAGCAGGGGCACCAGCCGCCACUGCUGCAAGCACAACUUGGGGCAGGUAAAUGACUUGAUUGCAAUAAUAAAGCUCCCAGUCUGGGCACCGAUUUGGAGC
Messenger RNA from Drosophila obscura, 565 nucleotides. RefSeq names its product protein GSKIP homolog. The record is from RefSeq and is a predicted model, not a curated record. Gene Ontology annotation, cellular component: cytoplasm. Gene Ontology annotation, biological process: regulation of canonical Wnt signaling pathway. Lineage: Eukaryota; Metazoa; Arthropoda; Insecta; Diptera; Drosophilidae. Bases 54 to 398 code for a protein of 114 amino acids. The transcript has a single exon. Gene Ontology annotation, molecular function: kinase regulator activity; protein kinase A binding.